UCACACUGCCUGCCUGCUGCCCACCGGCUCCAACACCCCCGCUCAGCCCGGCCGUCACCUCCCAUCGCUCUCCACUCCUCCUGUGGUGAGAACACACACAGCCCAGGCCAUGCCUCCCCCACUGGGCUCUGACGAGCUGAUUUUCUUCGUGAAUGGGAGGAAGGUGACAGAGCGGGCUGUGGACCCGGAGGUGACCCUGCUGACCUUCCUGCGAAGGAAGCUUGGCCUCACAGGAACGAAGUCAGCCUGCGGAGGGGGAGGCUGCGGCGCCUGCACGGUGAUGCUGUCCAGGCACGACCCGGCCUCCGGGAAGCCCAGACACUUCUCCGUAACCGCGUGCCUGGUGCCCGUGUGCUCUCUGCACGGGGCGGCUGUCACCACCGUGGAGGGCGUGGGGAGCGUCAGAAGCAGGAUCCACCCGGUGCAGGAGAGGAUCGCCAAGAGCCACGGCACGCAGUGCGGCUUCUGCACCCCCGGGAUGGUGAUGUCAUUAUACACACUGCUUCGAAACUACCCACAGCCCUCGGAGGAGCAGCUCCUGGAGGCCCUGACAGGGAACCUGUGUCGCUGCACCGGGUACCGGCCGAUACUCGAGAGCGGCAGGACCUUCUGCUCAGACUCAGGCGGCUGCGGGCAGACAGAAAGCACACGGUGCUGCCUGGACCAGCCAGGAGGCGACUCCUGCCCGGCGGAGGACAGCAGCCUACCUGCUCGCAUGUGCUCGGAGUUGUUCACCAGAGCCGAGUUCUGGCCUCUGGACCCGACCCAGGAGCCCAUCUUCCCCCCAGAGCUCAUGCGCAUGGCGGAGAGCCCGGAACGACGCACGCUGACCUUCUGCGGGGACAGAGUCACCUGGGUCUCCCCCGGGACACUGCAGGAGCUCUUGGAGCUACGGGCACGACACCCUGACGCCCCACUGGUCCUGGGCAACACGGCCCUGGGCCCCGCCGCGAGGCCCCACGGCGGCGUCCACCCGGUGCUGCUCUCGCCCGCCCGGGUCCCGGAGCUGAGCGCCGCGGCCGACACGAGCGCCGGCCUGACCAUCGGUGCUGGCUGCAGCCUGGCCCAGGUGCAGGACAUCCUGGCCAAGAGCAUCGCCAAGCUCCCCGGGGAGAAGACUCGGACACUCCAAGCCCUCGCCAGGGCCCUGCGCAGCCUGGCGGGCCAGCAGAUCCGGAACCUGGCGUCCUUAGGGGGCCACGUCAUGAGCCAGCACAGCUAUUCCGACCUGAACCCCAUCCUCGCUGUGGGCCGGGCGGCCCUCAACCUUCGGUCAGAAGGGGGCGAGAGGGUGAUCCCCCUGGACGAGAACUUCCUGGCGGGGGUGGCAAGCGCCGGCCUGCGGCCCGGGGAGAUGGUGGAGUCCGUGCACAUCCCCCACACCCGGAAGUGGGAAUUCGUGUCCGGCUUCCGGCAGGCCCAGGCCCCGAAGAACGCCGUGCCGCACGUGAGCGCCGGCCUGCGCGUGCUGUUCAAGGAGGGCACGGACGCCAUCGAGGACCUGAGCAUCGCCUACGGCGGGGUGGGCGCCACCACAGUCAUGGCGCCACGGUCCUGCCAGCAGCUCCUGGGCAGGCACUGGACGGAGGUGACGCUGGACGAGGCCUGCAGGCUGGUGCUGGGCGAGGUCGUCGUCCCCGGCUCGAUCCCCGGCGGCCGGGCAGAGUUCAGGAGGACCCUGCUGGUCAGCUUCCUUUUCAGGUUCUACCUGCAGGUUCUGCAUGAGCUGAGGACACGCUGGUUUCCCGGGCCCCCGAGCGCCCUGAGCGACAGCUGCUGGUGUCCGAAGCUCCCAGACCAGUUCCUCAGUGCGCUGGAGGACUUCCCAGUCACCGUGCCCCGGGGCUUGCAGACAUACCAGAGUGUGGACCCUCAGCAGCCGUCCCAAGACCCGGUGGGCCGCCCCAUCAUGCACCUGUCCGGCCUGAAGCAUGCCACGGGGGAGGCUGUGUUCUGUGACGACCUCCCCAGGCUGGACAGAGAGCUGUGCAUGGCCCUGGUGACAAGCACCAGGCCUCACGCAAAGAUCGUGUCAGUGGACCCGUCCAAGGCCCUCGGGCUCCCCGAGGUGGUCAGUGUGAUAACAGCCGAGGACAUCCCAGGCACCAACGGCACUGAGGGCGACAGGCUGCUGGCUGUGGAUGAGGUGCUGUGUGUGGGCCAGGUCAUCUGUGCCGUGGUAGCAGAGACAGACGUGCAGGCGAAGCGAGCAGCUGAAGAGGUCAGGGUCACCUACGAGGACCUGCAGCCCGUCAUCUUCAGCAUCCAGGAUGCCAUAAAGCACAGCUCCUUCCUGUGCCCUGAGAAGAAGCUGGAACAGGGAAGCAUUGAGGAGGCGUUUGCAAAAGUGGACCAAGUCCUGGAAGGAGAGGUGCAUGUCGGGGGUCAGGAGCACUUCUACAUGGAGACGCAGAGGGUGCUUGUUGUUCCCAAGGCUGAGGACCGAGAGCUGGACAUCUACGUGUCCACCCAGGACCCUGCCCACGUGCAGAAAACAGCGGCCUCGACCCUGAACGUCCCGCUCAGCCGGGUCACCUGCCACGUGAAGCGCGUGGGCGGAGGCUUCGGGGGCAAGGUGGGGAGGCCAGCCACGCUCGGGGCCAUCGCCGCGGUGGGCGCAGUCAAAACUGGCCGUCCUGUUCGUCUCGUCCUUGAUCGUGAAGAGGAUAUGUUAAUAACUGGGGGAAGGCACCCACUAUUCGGAAAAUAUAAAGUGGGCUUUGCGAACAGCGGACGGAUCAAAGCGCUGGACAUCGAGUGCUACAUUAAUGGGGGCUGCACGCUGGACGACUCCGAGCUGGUCACAGAAUUUCUCAUACUAAAACUGGAAAAUGCAUACAAAAUCCGAAACCUCAGGUUCCGGGGCCGGGCGUGCAGGACGAAUUUACCGUCCAAUACAGCAUUCCGUGGGUUUGGCUUCCCGCAAGGAGCCCUGGUAACAGAGUCGUGCAUCACAGCCGUGGCAGCCAAGUGCGGCCUUCCGCCAGAGAAGGUCAGGGAGAAGAACAUGUACUGGGCGGUGGACAAGACCAUCUACCAGCAGGCGUUCAACCCCGAGCCCCUGGGCCGCUGCUGGGCUGAGUGCCUGUCCCGGGCCAACCUCAAGGCCCGGCGGGCGCAGGCUGACGCCUUCAACCAGCAGAGCCACUGGAGGAAGCGGGGCAUCGCUGCCGUGCCCAUGAAGUUCUCGGUCGGCUUCGCGGCCACCAGCUUCCACCAGGCAGCAGCACUGGUGCACAUCUACACAGACGGCUCUGUGCUGGUCACCCACGGUGGGAACGAGCUGGGACAGGGGAUCCACACCAAGAUGCUCCAGGUGGCCAGCCGUGAGCUUCGGGUCCCCAUGUCCCGGCUGCACAUCCAGGAGACCAGCACGGCGACCGUGCCGAACACCGUGGCCACCGCCGCAUCCAUCGGCGCUGAUGUCAACGGCAGGGCUGUGCAGAACGCCUGUCAGACCCUCCUGAAGCGCCUUGAACCCAUCAUUAAGAAAAAUUCAGAAGGCACCUGGGAAGACUGGAUAGACGCAGCAUUUGAACAAAGAAUCAGUCUCUCAGCCACUGGAUACUUUAGGGGCUACAAGGCCUCCAUGGACUGGGAGAAGGGGGUGGGAGACCCCUUUCCGUACUAUGUCUUUGGGGCCGCCUGCUCUGAGGUCGAGAUCGACUGCCUGACCGGUGCGCACAGGAAACUCAGGACAGACAUCGUCAUGGACACCGGCUGCAGCCUGAACCCAGCCAUCGACAUUGGCCAGGUGGAAGGCGCGUUCCUCCAGGGCGCCGGCCUCUACACCUCGGAGGAGCUGCACUACUCCCCGGAGGGCGCCCUGCUGUCCCGAGGGCCAGGGCCACAUGAGUACAAGGUCCCCACUGUGGCCGACGUCCCGGAGGAGCUUAACGUCACCCUGCUGCCGUCGGCACCAGAACGGACCCAGCUCUCCAUCUACUCGUCCAAGGGCCUCGGCGAGUCCGGGAUGUUCCUGGGGUCGUCCGUGUUCUUUGCCAUCAGCGACGCAGUGGCGGCAGCGCACAGGGACAGGGGCCUCGUUGAGGACUUCACAGUGAGGAGCCCAGCCACGCCAGAACGCGUGCGCAUGGCCUGCGAGGAUCGCUUCACAGAGAUGAUCCCGAGAGAGACCCCUGGAACAGCAAAACCUUGGUGUAUCCCUAUCUCAUAGCCCUCCGUCGUCUCCUGAGAGGUGAAAAGAUGACUUCUUAAUCAUAACUCCAAGCUGAUAUUCUUAUACUAUUGUGGGGCGGGAGGUACACAAUUUAGAAACAUGAUUCAAGCCUAAUUACAUUAAAAAAAUGAAUCAUUAUUUACAAAUCACUUCAACUCCUCAGCCCAGAGGUCAGAAAGGACUGCAGGAGUUUAAUGAUUUGUUUCUGAAAGGAUCAUGGAAAAGCUGCAGUAAAGGCCCAUUCCUCCUCUGUGUCCUGCCGACCCAAUAGACGCGUCUCGCAGCUGUGAUCGCUGGUGAUGAUGGUGAUCACAGUACCGGGGGACUCCCCUGGUGGUGUCCUCAGGGCACCACUAUUCUCGACCCCAGGGCGAGCCAGGCUUCUGACAGCACAGGAGUGUGGUUUCCGCCUGUAGAUUCACCAUUCCACUGGUCCCAUUCCUUCAGGAUUUGGAAGGGAAAAACUGCAAAACAUUUUGGUUUUGUGUUUGGUUUCAUUGGUGAGAAACAUCUGAUCUGGUGCCAGCACUUCAGAAAUGCUGCCUGCCUCCCUGUCCGUACACUGAAUUGGGCGAGGAGCAAAUGAAUCUCGGAUCACGGUCACACUUCGGUUUACAGCAGGCAGGGAGCUUUGAGUGGUGCCGAGCUCACUGGCCUCACCGUGCUAAGCUCUGAGUUCAAUUCCUAGCACCUCAGAAAUAAAAAUACAAGCAUUCAAAGAGAAAGCAUGCCGACCCAUGGAGUUCCAAUGGGUUUUAGGAACUCUCUGGAAGAAUCAGCAGAUAAACACUGAGCAGAGUCAUGAGGAAAACGGCAGAAUCCACAGCUCAGGUCCCCACCUGGCAGACCUGAUGGGGAGGCUGCAGCCUCCUUCGAAUGGAGGGACAGGCACUGUUGGCCAAGGGUCCUCCUGCCGCAUGGGGCUCCACUAGGCCCAGGAGCCCAAGCGAGAGAGCAGCACCAAGGAAGGAGAUUGGACCAGGGGGUCACAGGCAGAGCGGGGACUCCGUGGGAGUGGAGGGGGUGAAAUAAGCUGAAAGUAAAGCGAUUUUAAAAGCUCUUUUUGCAAAUAAAGCCUUGAUCAUGUAAUCUAA
Molecule: messenger RNA, 5274 nt
Organism: Heterocephalus glaber (naked mole-rat)
Lineage: Eukaryota; Metazoa; Chordata; Mammalia; Rodentia; Bathyergidae
Product: aldehyde oxidase 2-like
Molecular function (GO): iron ion binding; NAD binding; FAD binding
Source: RefSeq, a predicted model, not a curated record